AUGUGUCCCCCAGUCAGUGUUCACCAUGGGGCCAGGGGCAUGUCGUCCCUCUAUCAAGCCUGGCUGUAUCAGCUUGUCCAUGGAGGACAGAUGAAGAUGUGUUUUGCUUGCUUCAAGGCAGCUUUCCUGUUGAAUAAACUCUGCCUGGAGAUGGGAGACUGGGAAGAGGAAGAAGAGGAGGAAGAGGAAGUGGAGAGUGCUGAGCUCAUGGGAUACUUGUCAGAGUCAGAGUCAGAUUCUGAGCAGGAGUCAGUGUCUCAGCAGGAUGCAUGGCGGGGAUUGGGGCCCCUUUAUGUGCCACAGAGUGUCUCUGUAGGGUCUGGACUCCUGGUACCAACCCCUCUGUGGACACAGUUAGUACUAUUCUCCAUUUCUGUGCCCACUGAGCUCUUGCCUCAGGAAGCUAUACCUCUGGAUCUUGGCCUCCAGGAUGCUGAGUGGACCCAGGUCCUUCCCUGGAGAUUUGAUGGCCUUUUUCCCUGCUCACACCAGCUCAUUCCUCCUCUGUCUUUGUGGGAUAUUUUUGAUGUGAUGCCAUCUCCUGGGCAACCUGUAUUGUUGGAGUUGAGAUCCAUCUGGCCCUUGGACCAGACAGCAGGACAAUCCUGGUUACAAGACCAGAAGUUUGUGCUCCUGUUGGAUAGCAUCCACUUUAUGUGCCACCUGCUGCCAAUGCAUGUCCGCUGGGCUGUAAGGACUCAGGUCCAACACUGGCAGGUGUUGCUGAACCCUGGCGAGAGGUGGGUGGCCCAUUUGCGGAAGAGGGUACUUGGUCAGCAUGGCCAGUACCAUCAAAAUCUCUUCCCCUGGAGUCUGAGCAUCCUGAAGGCUUCAGAAUUUGGAAUGGAGUUAGUACCUGCUGCCUGCUACCUGUGGAAGAAAGGCUUCUGGAUAGGCUCCUUCUUGCCCUGGCACAUUAGCUUGCCAGAGACCUGGAGCUGGGAGCCAGGGGGGAGGCUGUUUAUCACAGAUGCUACUAUUUGUGGUCCCACCUGCCGCUUUGAUCAGUCCUUCCUCCACCGAGUCCCCCCCUCUCCUGAUCCUUACUCCCUGAUGCAUAAAACGGAGACACCUAAAGCUCAGGCAUCCCUCAGGGCUCAAGAGGUUGCCUGUUCUGAGCAUCGGGAACAGUUGAUCCAGGAUUAG
Molecule: messenger RNA, 1146 nt
Organism: Grammomys surdaster
Lineage: Eukaryota; Metazoa; Chordata; Mammalia; Rodentia; Muridae
Product: testis-expressed protein 19.1-like
Exons: 1
Coding region: 1-1146 (381 amino acids)
Biological process (GO): spermatogenesis; placenta development; male gonad development
Cellular component (GO): nucleus; cytoplasm
Source: RefSeq, a predicted model, not a curated record